Molecule: messenger RNA, 882 nt
Organism: Ricinus communis (castor bean)
Lineage: Eukaryota; Viridiplantae; Streptophyta; Magnoliopsida; Malpighiales; Euphorbiaceae
Product: photosystem I reaction center subunit II, chloroplastic
Exons: 1
Coding region: 140-766 (208 amino acids)
Biological process (GO): photosynthesis
Cellular component (GO): photosystem I reaction center; photosystem I
Source: RefSeq, a predicted model, not a curated record
CUUAUCCAUAUUUCUGCACCCACCACCCAUCUAAAGUUCGACAUACACCUAAAUCAAUAACCUCUUCUCUAUCUUUAUUCAUCUCAAAACAGUCCAUAAGCCAGUACCCAUCUUCAGUUCUUCAAUUCCUUAAUUCAUCAUGGCCAUGGCAACUCAAGCCUCUCUCUUCACACCCACCACUCUUUCCACCCCAAAAUCAAGUAACCAUGCAAUUGUACCAUGGAAGCAAUCAUCAUUUCUUUCAAUCCCAACUGCUAAGCCACGUAAGUACUCAAUAGCGCAAAAGACUAUCAAGGCUGCAGCUGCAGAGGGCAAAACUAAGGAGGCCCCUGUUGGCUUUACACCCCCAGAAUUGGACCCAAGUACCCCAUCGCCAAUAUUUGGUGGCAGCACUGGCGGGCUGUUAAGAAAAGCCCAAGUUGAAGAAUUUUAUGUCAUAACCUGGGAUUCACCAAAAGAACAGAUCUUUGAAAUGCCUACUGGUGGUGCAGCUAUUAUGAGACAAGGUCCUAACUUGCUUAAGUUGGCUAGGAAAGAACAGUGCUUGGCUCUUGGUACUAGACUUAGGUCUAAGUACAAGAUUAAGUACCAGUUUUAUAGAGUUUUCCCUAAUGGAGAAGUCCAAUAUUUGCACCCUAAAGAUGGGGUGUACCCUGAGAAGGUUAACCCCGGACGUGAAGGUGUAGGGCAGAAUUUUAGGUCAAUCGGAAAGAAUGUUAGCCCGAUUGAGGUCAAGUUUACUGGGAAGCAAGUGUAUGAUUUGUAAUGAUUUGGUAAUAUCCCGUAUUUGUGAGUAUAGAUUACUUUUACUGUGAUUUGGUGUAAUUGUAUUUUUAUUUAUUUUUAAGAAGCUGCUGGUGAAGCAAAUAUUGGGUGCUGAAA